GCUCUGUCUGCCCAAUACGCAGGCGCGUCUCCUCAAGUGCUUUCCCUACCCCCUCCUCUUUCUCUUCAGUCAGUUCCCCCUCCUCUCCCAGCCGCUCCGCAGGUUCAAACUCUUCUCCCGGCGAGUGGCGGCAGUUGUGAGGUCACGUGAUGAGCAUCCUGCUGCCCAACAUGGCGGAGUUCGACACCAUCUCAGAACUGGAGGAGGAAGAAGAAGAAGCAGCAACGACGUCGUCGUCGCCGUCGUCGUCGUCGUCGUCGUCGGUAUCUGGGCCCGAUGAGGAUGAGGAAGAUGAGGAGGAGGAAGAAGAGGAGGAAGAAGAGGAGGAGGAGGAGGGGCCACCCCCGCCUCGGGUAGUGAGCGAGGAGCAUCUGCGGAGAUAUGCCCCAGACCCUGUGUUGGUGCGCGGCGCCGGCCACAUCACUGUGUUUGGAUUAAGCAACAAAUUUGAUACGGAAUUUCCCUCAGUUCUGACAGGGAAGGUGGCUCCAGAAGAAUUCAAGACCAGCAUUGGCCGUGUGAACUCAUGUCUGAAAAAGGCUCUCCCAGUCAAUGUGAAAUGGCUGCUGUGUGGAUGUCUCUGCUGCUGCUGCACCCUGGGGUGCAGCCUGUGGCCUGUUAUUUGUCUCAACAAGAGAACCAGAAGAUCAAUUCAGAAGUUACUAGAAUGGGAAAAUAACAGAUUAUACCACAAGCUUGCUUUGCACUGGAAGUUGACUAAAAGGAAAUGUGAAACUAGCAAUAUGAUGGAAUAUGUAAUCCUAAUAGAAUUCUUACCAAAAUACCCCAUAUUCCGACCUGACUGAGGAGUUUUGUUCGGUCACUUCUGUGUUUUCUGUCAUUUCCUACCCUUAGUGCCUUGUAGAUGAUCUUGGAAUGGAGAAGUCUCCUUUGCUGUGUUCAAUUUAUUCUUUAUAACAGUAGAAUAUUCUUCUCACUCUUUUAUUUGUGUUGAUUUAAGAAGGCAAUUUGCACAUCUUUUUUGUUAUUAAAUGAGGCUUGUGUUUUGCACUCUCAAUUUUUAAAUAAAUACACACAAACAUAUACAAUCAUAUGUAGUUGACACUAAAAACAUCAGUGCUGGUGUGUAAAGAAACAAACAAAACCCUUGUUCUGAGCAUGCUGCCUUAGGAUUUUCACACUCACCGUUUCUAAAUACGCGUCAUUUUCUAGGCUAUUUAAUGCUCUGUAAUCCCUUACUGGACACACCCAAAUACGCUUUUGGGAGCUUUUAGAAAUGGUUUUACUCUGCUUUUAAAGAACAUGCAAUUAAUAGCACUGGUUUCCUCCUGCACUUUGCUAAAUUGUCACUUAUGUUAGUGGAUAAAAUAUUUAAACUCCUAAAGACUUGUAAAUAUUGUCUCUUUGCAUAAUGUAAAAUGUGGUAUGCCAUGGUUUACAGGAUUAUUAUUAUUAAUGUAUUGCCAACAUGUCCACGUAGAUUUUGAUAUGAAGUUUGCAAGCAUCCUUUUGAAUGUAGAGACCUUUAACAUGCUGUUUUGUGGCAAAGCCAACAUGAGUAUGUUAAAUUUCAGGUGUGGGGCAAGAUUGCCCUUCCUAACAAAGUGGAUUAAAAUUGAAACCAUUAGUUCAGACCUUGUGAGUUACACCUGAGACCAAGAAUCUUAUUUUUUCCAUUUAAUUCACUGCUCUUCAUUUGUCCUCCAUUCCACCCCCUCAAAAUAGUUGACAUCUAACUCAUCUUAUGGCCGCGUUAGCUCUCAUUUCCUUUCCCCUAUGUGUCUUUUCCCUCCUUUGAAAAUACAUAGAAUUUCCCCUUUUAAGUGUCUUGAGAGCCAAUUCAUCCUGGUGCAGGCCUUUAAUCCCAGUACUUAGGAGGCUAAAGCAGUGGAUCUCUGAGUUCAAGUCCAGCCUGAUCUGCAUAAUGAGUUCCAGGACAUCCAGGGCUACACAGAGAAACACUGUCUCAAAAAAAAAAUCAAAAAAGUGUUUUGAGAUUUUUAAUCUUGUGAGAUAUCAAGGCCUCCAUGAAAGCCACAUUUUAGCCUGCAUUUUACAUUGAGAAAGAGUGCUGAGAAGCUGUAGCUAUGGACUAUGCAGUAGUCUAGUCAGAGCUGGGAAAAUAUUCUUAGCCUUCUGCUUGAGAAUCCUUUCUAAACAUUUUGAAAUUAUCAAUGAGGAAAGACAAGUAAAAUUUAGAUAAAAUUGUAUUCUGUUUGUAAAUUGAUCAUGUGUUUUGGUUGGAACAUGCAUCUUUCUCUCUUUUUUUUUUUUUUUUUUACAGUUAAAUUGAGUGAGAUUACCCCUCUGGUUCUACUACAAUUUGAAAUUAAAAUAUAACAAAAGUUUGAUAUCACACGAAUUCAACUGCAAGGGAAUGCCUGUAUAUGGGCAUUGUUUGUACUUGCCAUUACUGAAUACAUUCUCUUUAUCCUUCUUAACUGCUUUUAAGUCAGUUCAUUUUAUUGAACAGAACAAUCAUUUCUGCAUACAAGGUCAAGCCUUUUAAAGCCACUUUUAAAAGUUUUGCCUAAUCUGGAAUCCUUAUCCUUGACCAGAGGAGGAAAGACCAGUUUGGUGUUGUUCUAAUGGUUUGCACAAACACUUUUGGAGACCCAUCCCCCCCCAUGUCACCCAGCCACCCCAGAUCUCUAAAUUCUAGCAUAUUUAUUGUGUAUGCCUGCAAAUAUGUCUGCUUGCUGCAGGAUUGAAGGUGUAUUUUUAUAGACAAGAAGAAAGCCUCUGAAAAUGCAUACCCAAUGUCUUGUUUUAUAGCUAAGGUCAGGGAAAAUCAUAUCUAUGUUUUAUGUUGCAGCUAAUGUCAUCAGAUUUAUGCUUCAUACUGUGACAUUUAAAUACCAAAAUUGAUUUCCAUUCCAUCAUAAUACAAAAUCUUAAUCCUUACUGGUAAGAUAAUUCCUUGUGAAUGUCAGCCCUUGGCAAUCUUACAUUACGUUUUGAGCCUUAGAAUUUGACCAAGUAGUGAUCAUAGAUACUUUUUCUGCCGUGGACAAAUCACACUUCAUUUUGUUCAACAACACAAAAAACAAGAAGUGUAACGAAUUGUUUCCAUGAAACAGAUAUUGAAAUAGGAAUAGCUUGUAUCUGGAGGUGACCAAGUAUAAUUCAAGUUACAAUAGUAUUUGUCAUUAAAAAUAACAUUUUACAAUAUGUCAAUUCGAUUAGAACUACUCAUGUGUUAAUUGAUUAUUCAGUAUAGUGAUUGACUAAUCAUAGUUUCUCGAACUACACAGAAGACAAUCUGGCUUUUUUCUUUUCUUUGUUUCACACUGCUUCCCCGCCAGGGGGGUGAUUAGUUUGGUUGGGGAUGAGAUUCCUUCUUAGUGAAAUGAAUCAACAAAUGCUAAUGUGACGGAGUGCGCCUUGGUCUCUAAUUCCUCCCCCACCACACUGUUUUUCCCUUAGCCUCAGGAUAGAGUGUAACUUGUAUUUUUCCAUUGGGUUAACCAACUAUUUUGUGAAAGUUAUUUUUGAUUGAAAAAAAACAUAACUUUAAUUUCUUUGAUAUCCCUUUAUUAAAACUGCCAUGGUAGUUUCCAGAGGAAAAACAUUUUAAAAUAGCAUGUUUUUGCCAAAGCAUUUCAAUCUCACCAGACUUGGAGAUUGCAAAUUAAAAGACUUUUUUCUAAGUCACAUUCUGAAAAACCUGGCGUGCUGGUUUGCACUUUUAAUCCCACAAUUUCAGAAGCUAAAGCAAGAGAAUUGCCAUGAAUUGGAAGCCAGCCUGGGCUACAGAAUGAGACCCUGUCUCCAAAGAAAAGAAAUGAAAGAGCAUGGUUUCUGUUACUUCUCAUUUGGUCCAAGAUUCUGGCUUAAUAAAUUGAUUCAACUGGUCAUUUUAAAGCUUGUCCAUAAGGCAAGUAGCAUCUAUAUUAUUAAUAAAAACAUGGACAAAUGUCAUUAGCCGAAUAACUCCAUCUCAAGACAUGUCCUCUAUGUGUUCCCCUAAUUUAGGAAAGAGAUUAUUGUAACUUUAGAAGUAGAUGGGAAAGUGCCUUGACUUUUUCAAAGAUAGCAUGGUAUGUGGAAGAAAGCAGAGUGAAUGAAUUAUUAGAAAUUAUUCUUUUCAACUAGGCAUGAUAGCACAAGGUUAUUGAUUGCCUCUUAUUUAAGCCCAUUUACUUAUCUUCCAAACAUGAGAUACAUUAAUGACAAAAUAUCAUUGAAUAAAACUAUCAGUCACUUAAAAUUACUGUAAUUUUAAUGCUAGUAAGCAUAGAAUUCAACAUGGUUCUGGAAGGACAGUGGUCUUUGAUUAAAGACCCUACUAAAACUCAUAUAUUUCUUAUACUAGCAUGUUCUAUAAACACUAAUAUCUCAGAAUUUUAACUGUGUUCAUGCCUAGCAUUGCCAUUUUACUGAGAGUUAUUGUUGCCUUUGAUAAUUUGAGUAAAGCUCAAUAACAUUUGUAAACCUAUCAAGAGUUAGGUAUUUCCAAAUGUCUGUGACCUUGUAAGUCAUUAGCACUUUGAUUUUUGUUUACAGAUAAGCUGCCACUUAAAAAUUAAAGCACUACUUGAACAUGCAGACCCCAAACAAAAUUUCAUUUGAAUUUACUAUAUGCCCUAGGCAAAUAUAGAAUAUACUUACCUGAUUAAUCGGAACAAUUCAUAUAGUAGAAAUAUUUUUUUUUACUAAAUUAACUGGAAGUGUUCAAGUUCAUUGAAAUUAAGUCUAAAUAUGCCUAUAAAAAUCUGCUUCUUUUUAAAAAAGAAAAGAAAAAGGUCUAUUUUACAACUAUCAAGUCAUUCAGGAUCCCUUGAGUGGUGAACUGUUGGGAGGUUUUUCAUGGUGAAGAAUAAGUUUAUUAAUACUUGUUCAUGUACUUGUGAGCAAAAAUAAUUGAAAAUAUCUAUAAGUAUAUCCUUCCAUGUAUGUAUGUGUGAGUGUGUGUAUAUAUGUGUGUGUAUAUAAUCCUUACCUUGUUCCAACAUUUCCUUACCUGAUUCUGAGCCAGCCUUUUUAAUUUGAUGAUGGCAACCUGAGAAUAUGUUCCAUUUUCUGUGAAUUUUGUCGAAGUCAGACUUAAUGAAGAAACAAUCUAAUAUUGUGGCCCCCAGGCAAGUGACCUAAAGUACAUGUCAGUGUUUCCAUCUGUAAAAGGAGAGGGUUGAACCUUGAGCUGGACAACAAAAAAAAAAAAAAAAAGAGAAAUGAUCUAACACACCAUGGUUCUGAGAAGCCGUGGAAGAUCUUGACUGUGCAGACUUGGUGGAAACUCACAGUGCCUUGCGCAGUUUGAGUUCAGUUUGCUGCCUCGCUGCUAGUCGAUGUGUGUUAAUAAAAGCACACUCAAAGAACCAAAUCUCUGGUAGACCUAUCCCCUCUGUGCUGAGAAAAAUGAAUAGCAUUUCCCUAGGAAGCAAGGGCUGGGAUCUCUGUUUGCAUGUGGGAUACAACUAUGCAGUUGGUAUCCAGGCAAGAACUGGAGCUGUGACAACAGCAGACAUGGAAAAGUGUCCCCUUAAGAGUAUGUGAAGAGUUGCAUAUCCAAUUUCACAUCUGCUUCAGUCUCUCACCAAGUUCCCUACCCUCAACAAAAUCUAUUGGAAUGAAUUUAGAAAAUUAAGUGGAAAGGAAAAUGGCCUAGAGUUCAACCCCAAGUCACUUUUGGUUUAAUUUUUAGCUCGGCUGCUUAAUCCCUCUGUACCUCAUGUUCUCAUUGUUGAAGUGGGGACGACAUCUGGACCUACCUCACAGGGAUAUUGAAGGUCUUUUUCGUGUGCUCAUAUGCUUAGAAACUGACUAAAAGAAAUAUUGGAUCGAAUAAUUACAUAAUUUCUAAGGAGAUGUGGCUUUCAAUCCACAUUGUUGUUUUCUUUCUUGGUAACACCCUACAGAGUAAGUGUGUGCUUGAUUUAUUUUUUUCCAUAGUCACUUUUGUUGCCAAUACCCUAUUUGUUAAACAUGAAUGAUUGUACUAUAGUAAUACUUGAUUUAGGGAGAACAGGUGGGUGUAAACCAGUGGUUCUAGCUUGGGGCAGAUAAAGAGAGCAGUGGAAAGUAUCCUUGAGCCUUUUUCAAGAAUUAAUUCGGAAAAUAACACUAAAGGCCACACACUGACCUAUCACAUUCCUUCUCCACCAGCCGAACAAGACAUGGAAUCAGCAUGCAUUUUGCUCAUGUUCUUUCCUGUUCUGUCUUUCAACAUUACUUACCAACACUGAUCAGAAACUGUGAGCGGAAGUGUGCUUGUAUUUAAUGGAAAAUAGGAAGGCGUCCUUAAGUGUACUUUAAUAUGUACUUGAAAAUGGGGAAGGAAUUUAGAGAUUUAUAUAAUGAAAAAGUUGGGGGCCACUUUUCUAAAAGAAUCAGGAUUAUUUGACCCUCUCAACAUAUUGCUUCCUAGUUCCUGGAUGAUGGAGAGAGAGAGAGAGGGGGGGGGGAGAGGCAGAGAGAGAGAGAAGGAGAGGAGAGAGAGAGAUUGGGCUAUAAAUUCGAAUUAUAAUUUGCCCAGUUUUGGUUUGUUUCAGGAUUCUGAAACUGAACUGAUUCACUGAGGCGUGUCCAUGUACACACAGAGGAUUCAAAUGUGCAGUGUUCUGGUGUCAUGUUGGUCUAAAUGAUAAUUUCUCAGCCUCUUAAAAGUUUGUGUGAUGUCUGUGUGAUAAGCAAGGCAAUAAGUUCUCUAAUGUUCCUUUUACUCCUGCUUAUUUGAUUUGCUUUUAUCUUGGCAUAAUUUUCCUGCUUUUCUGUUUUAUUGUAAGCAAAUAGUUGGAAACUGUUUUAAUGCCUGGACUUUGGAACAAGUUUCAAAUGUUUGAAAUUAUAUAAUCUACAAGCUAGUUUGCCAUCCUUGGACUAACCACAUACAAGUGUGAAUCUCUACUGCAAGAACAGGACAUCCAGAUAGCUACAGAGCUGUCAUUGUUCAAAAAAAAAAUCUGGUUGAAAUAUAAGUGACUUCUACAUUUUGGCAGAGGAUUCCUGUUUGGACAGCUUUACCAGAAGAAAAUAACAGUGGAUAUGUCCUUCAAACCACGAACUUUCAUGCAUCUUGUAGUGUUAUGUAGCCUGUGGAAUGAAUUCCUCUUCCCCCUGGAGUCAAGGAUUGACUCCCCUGAAAGAACUCAACCUAUAUUCAGCUGUGCCAAAAUGAAGGAUACCUGCCUCUGAAACUUUCACUGCUGCUUCUGUCGUUGUUCAUUGUCAGAUAAAAUUUUAUUCUCAGGAUGCAAAAUUCCAAUAAAGUACAAAUCUAUGUUAAUUAAUUGAA
Molecule: messenger RNA, 7198 nt
Organism: Microtus oregoni (creeping vole)
Lineage: Eukaryota; Metazoa; Chordata; Mammalia; Rodentia; Cricetidae
Product: cysteine-rich hydrophobic domain-containing protein 1
Exons: 6
Coding region: 150-806 (218 amino acids)
Source: RefSeq, a predicted model, not a curated record